Messenger RNA from Oncorhynchus tshawytscha (Chinook salmon), 960 nucleotides. Its product is annotated as trace amine-associated receptor 13c-like. Gene Ontology annotation, biological process: G protein-coupled receptor signaling pathway. The coding region runs from base 1 to 960 and encodes 319 amino acids. The record is from RefSeq and is a predicted model, not a curated record. The transcript has a single exon. Gene Ontology annotation, molecular function: trace-amine receptor activity. Gene Ontology annotation, cellular component: membrane. NCBI's taxonomy places the organism in Eukaryota, Metazoa, Chordata, Actinopteri, Salmoniformes, Salmonidae.
AUGGAGAAACAUGAAGAUGUUCAAUAUUGUUUUCAAGACAGAAACUCUUCUUGCAGAAAGGCUUUGCUAUCGUCAUCUAUCUACAUAACACUGUACAUCUUCUUCGCAUUGAUUUCAGCAGUUACAGUAUUUUUGAACCUACUGGUGAUCAUCUCCAUCUCUCACUUCAAGCAGCUCCACACUCCAACCAACCUGCUCAUCCUCUCUCUGGCUGUGUCAGAUCUCCUGGUGGGAGCGAUUGUGAUACCAGUAACGACUGUAGCAAUAUUGGAAUCAUGCUGGGGAUUUGGGAAAUAUUUCUGUGCUUUUCAUUUCUAUAUGGCUUUUUUAUGCACUUCUUUAUCUCUGGGCAAUUUGGUCUUGAUAUCAAUUGACCGCUAUGUUGCUGUGUGUGAUCCCUUAUUGUACCACUCUAAAAUAACAAUAACAAGAAUGAUGUGUUGUAUAUCCAUUACCUGGUGUUGUUGUAUCAUAUACCAGGCUGUUGUUAUAAAAAUAUGUAUAAAUGUACAGGUACCCAGUAGGUGUUUGAAAGAAUGUUUUACUGUAGAAGGGUCAAUCUGGGGUAAUAUAAUUGACAUUGUAAUUACAAUGGUUGUCCCAUGCUCUAUUAUUAUAACACUUUAUAUGAAAAUCUUUGUGGUGGCCACAUCACAGGCCAGAAAGGUAUUUUCAAAAGAGGCUAGUGUGUCUGGUGUUAAAACUGUACAGGCAAAUAAGUCUGAGAGGAAAGCAGCAAAAACUCUGUCUAUUGUUGUUUUCAACUAUCUCAUUUGUUGGAUUCCAUCUCUAUUUAUUUUAUUUUUUGUACACAUUUUUAUUGACAAUUUAUUAUCAUUGUUCAUCAGUUUUCUGCCACUUGUUAAUUCCUUAAUUAAUCCAAUAAUUUAUGCUUUCUUUUAUCCAUGGUUCAAAGUGACAGCUAAACAUAUUUUAACUCUGAAGUUAAGGCGUUCAUAG